Messenger RNA from Camelina sativa (false flax), 1596 nucleotides. RefSeq lists its product as uncharacterized. Gene Ontology annotation, biological process: maintenance of mitotic sister chromatid cohesion; mitotic sister chromatid cohesion. Gene Ontology annotation, cellular component: Ctf18 RFC-like complex; chromatin; chromosome, centromeric region. Lineage: Eukaryota; Viridiplantae; Streptophyta; Magnoliopsida; Brassicales; Brassicaceae. The record is from RefSeq and is a predicted model, not a curated record.
UUUGCUCAUUUUCAGAUUUUUUUUAAAAAUAAUUAUUGUGUAUUUUGUUGAUCCAUUCCUAAAAUAAUUAUUGACGUGGACAGUGUGGGGUCCUAUCAUAUUUAUAUUUUAUUCUCUUCGAUAUACAAAUCCUAGGGGUUUCGUGAUUACUCUCUCUCUGAUUCAUCGUCGCAUACCCAUUUUGAUAUCUGUAAUGGCAGAAAGAAUUGGAGGAGCUGAAGCAGUGAUAGAUCUCAAACCUGGAUCUUCAAUUCCAAUUUCGUAUCACCCUUCUUUUGGGCCUCACGAUGAUCUACUCCUCCUCGAAGCUGAUGACACUCUCGUCUCUGACAUCUUCAGUCAAAGGGUAACAUUGAGGGGACUUCCUGAUGAAGAUGCUGUUCUUUGCACCAAAUCCAAGACUUUUGCUAUCAAAUUUGUUGGUAAUUCCAAUUCCAUGUUCCUUAUUCCUCCUUCAUCAUCUGAUGAUGAUACUAACAUCAACAACCGUCAGCUUGUAUCCGUUCUCAAAAUUUCUCCUGGUAAUAUGGAACUUGUUGAGGUUUCUCCUAGGCUUGACAAACUCAAGCAGCUUUUAUUGGCUAAUCCAUUCGGUGCUGCUGAAGUAGACGCCAUGAUGGAUGAUAAUGAUGAUGAUAAUAAUGAGAAGAAGGGUGUAAAGUUGUAUACUUGGACCGAUUUGGUUAACACUGUUCAAGCGAGUGAUGAGGAGUUGAGUGUUGGGUUGCAGAGUCUUUCUGCUGUUGAGAUUGAUGGUUACUGGAGGGUUAUUGAUGAGAAUUACCUAGACGUGAUUCUGAGAAUGCUGCUUCAUAACUGUGUUCUGAAUUACUGGUCUUUUGAUGAUCUCGAUGAAGAUGAAGUUGUGAGUGCGUUAGUAGCUGAUGAGUUUCCUAGUAAGCUCGCGAGUCACUGCUUGCGCGUGUUUGCCUCUAGAGUUAAUAGUAGUGGAACUGGUAAGUGGAAGUUGGAACCGAGGCUUGUGUGUUUGCAUUUUGCUAGGCUGGUACUGAGAGAUGAAAAGAUGAGACUAGAGAGUUUCAUGGAAGAGUGGAAGAAGAAGAUUCCGGAUGGGAUGGAAGGAAGGUUCGAGAUGCUUGAAGGAGAGGUUUUAACAGAGACAAUAGGGAUCGAGACACGGGUUUACACAUUCAGCGUACGCUCUCUGCCUUCAACUCCAGCAGAGAGAUUUUCUAUACUCUUUAAACAUAGGUCAAAAUGGGAAUGGAAAGACUUGGAGCCUUACUUGAGGGAUCUUCAUGUUCCUAGGCUUUCUAUGGAAGGUUUGCUUUUGAAAUACACACGCAGAGCUCAGCCUAAAGCUGAUGCACCACCUGUCUUUAGUGCAAGAUGAAAAGAUAGUUUCUAAACCUUUUUGGCUUCUUUGCUAUAGUUUGUGUUAGUUGAUGUUAGAAGACAAGAAGUGUGGUAGAGUUGUUAAGAGUUUUGUGAAAUUAAAGGUCACGGAUCAUCCAAUUUAUGUGGUUUAGUUUUUUUUUUGGUCGGCACUAACCUAUUUUGCAUAAACGUUAAAAAACUAUAUUUAUUGGCUGGGCCAAAAUUGAAGAGAUCGACUUGGGUCCUGGUUUAUCUUUA